This is a messenger RNA of Maudiozyma barnettii, 2076 nucleotides long. It is a transcript of the gene SRB4, whose product is annotated as Srb4p. Gene Ontology annotation, biological process: regulation of transcription by RNA polymerase II. NCBI's taxonomy places the organism in Eukaryota, Fungi, Ascomycota, Saccharomycetes, Saccharomycetales, Saccharomycetaceae. Gene Ontology annotation, molecular function: transcription coregulator activity. Gene Ontology annotation, cellular component: mediator complex; core mediator complex. Bases 1 to 2076 code for a protein of 691 amino acids. The record is from RefSeq and is a predicted model, not a curated record. The transcript has a single exon.
AUGAGCAGUCCAAACGUAUCGACGGGAAUAAAUCUCGCAUUAGACCCCAAUUUAUUAUCAUUACAGAAAGAUCCACCACAAUCAACGUCACCGACCAGUUUCACUGGAAGCCCUACAACAAAUGAAUCUACAACAACUAAUACCGUGGAGACGACGGAACAGAAUAAAAUUGGCUCGUUAGUGAAUAAUCCAUAUGAACAGUAUGGUAAUAUGCCGCUAUCACAAGUAGUGCCUUUAAUCUUACAACAGAAGCAGAUGACAUUUGCACAAUUAUUAGAAUCUCAGAUUGAGGAAGAGAUUACAGUUGUGCAAUCAUCUGAAGUCGAUCCGAUCGAGACAGAUGAUGGCAUUCUUAAGGAUGAGGAAAAAGAACAAGAUGAACAAGAUCAACCAAUGAUUGCACCUACUGAACCAAUUGCAAACAAAAUUAUCACAACAACACAAGAACCUACAGACUCUACAACAUUGGAAUCAAUCCGUUCCACAAUGGUAGAGCAGAUCAAUACCGCGAUGAACGAAUCCUCGUUAGCUCUAGAGACCGUAUCAUUACUUUUAUCUGCAGUGCGUGAAAACAAUGCCAAGAGUUCUUUGUCUCCUUACUUGAAGAGAACGAUACCAAUGGGAUCAUUAAACAGCGAUCGUGUUAACAACCCACCAGAUAUCGACAAUCAAUUACGUACUGUUCAAUUUGGAGUCGGUUGGAAAUUAAAAUCAUUAGAUGAAUCCCGUACUGUGUUAAGAGAUACUGCAGAUUCUCUAUGGUCAAUCUUAGCCAAAGAACAUUCGUAUUGGAAGAUGAUCUCAGAAGUGAUUACUAAUAGUGAUGUUGUCUUUAAAGUCCGUGAACGUGGUAGUGCACAACGAGUCCUUGGAAUCAAAUAUGGUUAUGAGGAUAGUGGUUCGACUUAUCGGUUGGAUCGAGGGGUAGCAUUAUUACGAAACAAUGAAGAAUUGGAUAAAUUAGAACUUGUUCCAUUUAAUGGAGAAACCUCUAGAGUAAAUGGUAGUUCCACCAUACAUUCAAAAUCAAAAAAUAGUAACAAUACCAAUACUGGUGGAAUUAAGAAUAUGAUCAGUGGGAUGAAUGGUACACCUGCAGUGACAGUUCCUACGAUCAAUCCAAUUGAUAAUAUUAGUAACGAUGGAGGAUCAUCUCAUCAACUAAUGAAGUAUUUCCUUAGAGUUCGUAUAUUUACCAAACUUGAAUAUGAGGAUGAUUAUAUAUUGAGUGGUGAGAGUCAUGUCGAUCCUAAAUUUUUCAGUAUUGGAACAAUCCGUUCUCAAAUUCAUAAAUUCAAGGAUAUAAUAUUUGAAAAAGAGUUAAUGUAUCGAUUAAAGAAAGAAUGCAGUUCAUUAAUUUCCUAUGGGGUACGUAUUGAGAAUGAAAACAAGAUCGCUAUAGAAUUACCUCAAGAGAAGUUUGAGAUCGAACUAGUGAGUGUAGCAGAGGAUGAAUGCGAAGGUGGUAGUUUACCAGAUGGUGGCAAUGCCACACGAAUCAACGAUAAACGUGCCAAUUUGAUAUUGAUUACGCUACGAGUCUUAUUAGUAGUAAUGUUUAAGAAGAAUUUAAAACGUCAAUUAUUAUCGGGACAUGUUAAAAAAUUGAAUUCUAUUAAUGGUAUAGAUGGAAUCUUAUUAAUUAGACCAAUAUUAGGUACGUUACGUCAUAAAAACUAUAAGACGUUAUUAUUACGAAUCAUUCGAGAAAAUGUAUUGGAUGUAAUAAAGGAUAGUUCUAUAACAGUGACGAAAAGACGUGAUACUACCACCACCAAAUCUGAUAAAUCAGUUCAGCAAGAUGAGCAUAUCGAACGCUUAGAUGAAGAUAUUAAAGUCUUCAAUCAAAUAUUAAAGAUGCCUGUGACACAACUUGAUAUUACAUUACCAAAAGAACAAUCCUUAAGAGUUACGUUACGUACUACCAAUUAUUGCAAUGCAGUGAUACAUGUUGUAUAUACUGAAAAGGGUGAUGAAGUCUUAUUUGAUACAACAUUUACAGAAUUCAAAGAAAUUGAAGAAUUUUUACAUUUUUUAAUAAGUGAAUACGUCAUAUCGAAUGAAGAAAGUACUUAA